UGUUGCAAUAUGUCUUUGGAAAGUAAAUACAACUUAAAAAGUCCAGGGGUAAAACGGUUGAUGCGAGAAGCAGUUGAACUAGCAAAUCCGACAGAAGAAUAUUUUGCCACACCACUUGAGGAUAAUUUGUUUGAAUGGCAUUUUACAGUGAGGGGACCUUCAGCCACAGAAUUUGAAGGGGGGUACUAUCAUGGCAGAAUACUUUUACCCUCACAAUAUCCUAUGCAACCCCCCAACAUUAUCCUUCUCACUCCAAACGGUCGGUUCGAGGUGAACAAAAAAAUAUGCCUGUCGAUAUCCGGUCACCACCCAGAAACGUGGCAACCCUCUUGGUCGAUAAGAACGGCCCUCUUGGCUCUGAUCGCGUUCAUGCCGACGCCCUCUGCCGGUACGAUUGGCUCGCUGGAUUACACGCCGGACGAGCGGAGAAUUUUGGCGUUAAAAUCGAAAAAUUGGGAGUGCACCACGUGCGGAAAGAUCGCGGAGAAGCUGGAAAACGCGGGGAAAAUCGACGCGCAGCCCGAGUUGACGCAGGAAGAGAGCACCUUAAUAAAACAGAUUGCGUUGAAGGCUGAAGAGGAUGCGAAUAGAAAAAUGGUUAGUUCGGAACCAAAAAUAGAAAAUGUCACAUCAGACGAGGAAAAUACAUUAAGACAAAGGAUUAAUCCGACGGUAAAUACGGAACCUGUAAUUAAUGUGGAAACUACAGUUCAAAGAAGCAACAGUGAUAAAUUAUGGACAGCAGCAAUAUGGAUACUAAUAACAAUAAUAGUGCUUCUGAUAAUAAGGCGGAUAUUUUUAAGUUGAAAACUACCAAAAUAUAAUGUAAAUACUUCUUAGUAAAUUUUAUAAAAUAAUUAAGAUUAUGUAUAAUUAUUAAUUAAAAAAGGCAAAGAUAGGAUAUUAUUUGGAAAAGUUUAUAUAUUUACCUGAUUAAUAUAACCAUUAUGUAAAAAAAUGUUGCAAACAUUUAAAUAGU
Messenger RNA from Brassicogethes aeneus, 979 nucleotides. Lineage: Eukaryota; Metazoa; Arthropoda; Insecta; Coleoptera; Nitidulidae. The record is from the annotation of a GenBank genome assembly.